UUGUAGAAUUCUCAUUACACGACGUUUCUGAGCAGUUUAAGCCGGAAGACUUCCUCAGGAGGCUUCAGGUUGAGUUCUAUACGGUUAGCGCAGCGAUCAGGGCCUGUAGUUUGACCAAGUCAUCACCAACCAUGACUGGGCUCAUCCACAAUUCAAAAGAGUCGAGCGCGAGGAGUACAGAGGAAGUACAGAAGGAGGAGAAGAGCAAAGAGGCCCCGGAUAUAUGGAAAAGAGCAAGUCGAGUGGAAUCUUGCGAGAUUCUUAGUGAGAAAUGGGGAAGAAUGGUGGAUAGCGUGCUGUGCCAGUCUCGUCGUGACGACGACCAUGCAAUCCUUACUGGCUCCGCUAUAACCGCAUCCUGGCCGUCUUCUGUUCGAGGGAGGAGAGAGAGAGAGCAGACGAGCACCUUUCGUUAUGCGACCGGUACUCGGAGUAAUCGAAACGUUUGUGAAUUUGAGCGUUUAAACCCGCGUCCUCUCGCUGCCGAUAUGCGCGCAACGCCCACCACUUGGCUCUUUGAAGGCGCCAAUUCACUAUGGAUACUGGAGUUCUCCGGCAUUACACACACUAUUAUUGGAGUUUGCGUGAUCGCGAGGGGACGGACGAGGUCUAGUCUCCCUUGUAUAUCGGAUCCACCCUUCAGACGCGCGCAUAGUCUCUUUUUUCUUUCAAAAUCACUGCUUGGCAAGGAGCGUUGCCGCAUCCUGUCUCUUUCUCUCGACGACCGUUAUCCCCAUAUACCUCUCUUGGACACCUGUCAACACUCGCAACAGUAUAUUCCAACAUCCGCUCGCGCCAAGCGGUCCCUGGUCAAAAGCAAAUCUCCACUCCCAUCCCCAUUUACCUCUUUACCCUUGCCCCUGCCAUACGGGACGAAGCGCCAUCUGUUACCGCUAGCCUCUCCCAGCAAGUACUCUCACGGCGCGCCCCUCUCAUCCGACAAUAGCACUUCCUCACCAUCAAAAGUUGUAGAAUUCUCAUUACACGACGUUUCUGAGCA
This is a messenger RNA of Acaulospora colombiana, 1000 nucleotides long. The record is from the annotation of a GenBank genome assembly. Lineage: Eukaryota; Fungi; Glomeromycota; Glomeromycetes; Diversisporales; Acaulosporaceae.